Hippocampus comes (tiger tail seahorse) is the source of this 4354-nucleotide messenger RNA. It is a transcript of the gene mylk4b, whose product is annotated as myosin light chain kinase family, member 4b. Gene Ontology annotation, molecular function: protein kinase activity; ATP binding. Lineage: Eukaryota; Metazoa; Chordata; Actinopteri; Syngnathiformes; Syngnathidae. The record is from RefSeq and is a predicted model, not a curated record. The transcript has 13 exons. Bases 153 to 2249 code for a protein of 698 amino acids. Gene Ontology annotation, biological process: protein phosphorylation.
CUGUCGUUUUGUGGGGCAGCUCAUUUUUCUUCCUCCAUUGCCUUUUCUUGCAAAGAAGUGUCCACUCAUUUUUAUGGCCUGAAUGACUGACAGGAGCUCAUCGAUGAGUGCUUCUGUUUUCUUCCUGGGAAGAGGUCAAACACAAAUCAGUCAUGAGCUCCAGCUUGGUCAACUCUUUAGCCAGAAUGUAUGAUCCCAAGCCGCUUCACGGUCAGAAGCCCGGUGGCAGAAAGCUCUCGCUCAACGGAUUAGACAAGUGCCCGGCUACUUGCGCUUCCUCCUGCCACGACGUCGCUUCGCUGCGCCGCAUCGAGAGCCGCAUCGACUCGUUGGCAUGUCAGAUGGAGAGUUUGCUCAGCAUGCAGCAGGCCGUCCUGACCCGGCUGGACAGUUUGUCCCGCGACGUGAGAGGGAUGGAGCGAAGCCGGGCGUCGUUGAGCGAGGAGGCUCCCGGUGAUGCUGACGCCGGAGUGGGCGACGGCUCCCAAGUCGCGCUCGUGUGCGGGCAGUUGUUGGGGGCGGCGGAGAGGGUCGGUGAGCAAAUGGAGAGUCAGGGCCGCAGGCUGGACGCGCUGGAAAAAGUGGCAGAGGGCACCCAGCAGGUGAUCGGCUUCAUCGGUGACGUGGUGAAGAGCUCCCGGCUGAUGAGGCUUCUCUUUAAAAAGCCUGGGAGCCGAUUCAAAGCCAAGGGAAAGGACGACAAGGACAAAGGCAAACUGAACCUGAAAGCCCAGAAGAAGAGGAGGUCCCUGGACACUUCAGAAGACACACUGACGGGGUCGGUUCUGCCAGAGCAGGUCGCAAAACUCAACCAGAAGAACAUCGAUCAUUCUCAUGGAAACAACAACGCCGAGGACAGGGCAAACGGAAGACAUCUCGAGUCGUCCACCUUGAUUCUGAACGAUUCCAAUAAGGAGAGCGAAGAGGUCUUUGACGACUCGGGCCCUGACGAAGACGUGGAAUUCGAGACCAAUUCAGCAGAAGAUUUCAAUCCAGAGAAGACCGGCGAUGAGCGAGAUGAAGGGAGUAACUCAGAAGCAGACAUUUCUUCCCAGACUGCCAAGACGACUCCUAUCGUUAAAACUGAGAGCUCUGACGACGUCGGUGUCGACGCGGACGCCUGCAGCAAACGCCGCGUCACCGAAGAGCGACUGGUGACGGACGAACUGAAAAAGAGUCGAGUGGAAGGCGAUCAAGAUCCGAAUGCUGACGGAGUUGUGUUGGAGACGGAGACGACCAAAAACGCCGACUCGGAUGCGGUCCACGCAGAGGCGGAGCAGGGAAACAACCAGCAGUCUGAUGUGAAGGAAUUCCUCAUCGACUCCAGUCCUCCGCCAUCGGCACCUUUCGAUCAUCGCAUCGUGACUCCCAAACCUCAUCAAAUAGCGGCCUACUACUCCAUCAACAGAGACGAGGUCCUGGGAGGGGGACGUUUUGGCCAGGUCCACAAGUGCAUCGAGAACUCAUCUGGCCUAACGUUGGCCGCCAAGAUCAUUAAGGCCAGGAGCCAGAAGGAAAAGGACGUGGUGAGGAACGAGAUCCAGGUGAUGAACCAGCUCAAUCACUGCAACCUCAUCCAGCUCUACGCGGCCUUUGAGUCUCGUCACGACAUCAUCCUGGUCAUGGAGUAUGUCGAGGGCGGCGAACUGUUCGACCGCAUCAUCGACGAGAACUGCAACCUGACUGAGUUUGACACAGUGCUGUUUAUCCGGCAAAUCUGCGAGGGACUGCAGUACAUGCACCGAAUGUACAUAUUACAUCUCGACCUCAAGCCAGAGAACAUUCUUUGUGUCAGCAGAGCAACAAACAAGAUAAAAAUAAUUGAUUUUGGUCUAGCCCGGAGGUAUAAACCUCGAGAGAAGCUGAAAGUCAACUUCGGAACGCCUGAGUUUUUGGCCCCAGAAGUCAUCAACUAUGAGUUUGUUUCCUUCCCGACAGACAUGUGGAGCCUCGGCGUCAUCACUUACAUGCUACUUAGUGGCUUGUCUCCUUUCCUCGGGGAUGAUGACAACGAGACUCUCAACAACAUCCUGGCCUGUCAGUGGAAUUUUGAGGAAGAAGAGUUCACAGACGUUUCUGAAGAGGCCAAAGACUUCAUCACGCGUUUGCUGGUCAAGAGCAAAAGCUGGAGGAUGAGCGCGACGGAAGCUCUCAGACACUCCUGGCUGGCAGACCAAAGGCUGCACUAUCAGUUACAUGUGAAGAAAGACAAAUGUCAGCCCACAGCACCGCCCUCGCCAGAAUCCUAGAGAGUCGCUUUGUUUUCGUUCCUUUUUGAAGGUGCUGUCUCCUAACAAAAAAAAAAACAAAAAAGGAAGUCACUUUCCUCUGCAGAAAUUCGGUGAGGCCGCCAGCAGGCCUUCGGACAAUGUCGGGCCCCGGCGCCCAACACUGACUGGACCAAUGCUGCUGUACCCGUAUGGCUACGGAAUAUCGACUCUCUGCCGAGCUUCCACCGCAUUAGCUUGGUACAGCUGCUCGACUGUCGUCGACUUCAUUGAGGCCGGAACAAGAAAUGGGUCAAUUUAUCAUUCGAGGUACAAAGUGUAAGAACAUAAAAGCGAAGUUGAAAUACCGCACUGAUAUGUGCGGUGACGUGCCUCUGCACACAUGGGGACCCUGCAGCCCAAAACGGAGCGCUCAAAUGGAUUUAUUGUCAGGAACGCAUCGUAUUUGGUAAAGAAAUGUCAAUUUAACCCUUCCAGGGACAGCGGUGAUCACGGUGGACAUCUUAUCAUGUUGUCACGUUAAAGUACUCCCAAAAAAUGGACUCCUUAGCAACGGCUAUGUGCAAUUCCCAGAAAUAAAUGUAAUCAACACCACUUUUUUUCCCAUAACAUGACUUAAUCAUGCCAAAUUUUCGUACCCAUAUACAAACAAGAUCUUGUUAAAAAAAAAAAAAAAUCACUUUUGAUUCUGAAGAAACCUUUCAGCGUUUGCCCAGCAUUUGUUUACUCCACCAGGGAUUUGCAUUACGGCCUCUUGUUGGUCCACACGUGUAAUGACAACUUUUGAAAUGAAAUCUGAGGCUGAAGGGAACCCCAAAAACUUUGUGUUGACACCAGACUUUUUUUUUGGAUGCAUAGCAGCAGCCGCUUAGGUUGGUUGAUUUUUGGACUUUGGGUCAUGAAGAUGUCACCGCACGAUUUUUCGAGAUAUUAAGGGAAAGAAAAUCACACCAAUUCCAAGCGGGGACUGAUCGCGACUUCUUUUUCUGGUGUUUGAAUCACAACUAUGACAAUGGAUCAUUUUCACAUGGUCAACGCUUUUGGGGCUCCGGCUCGAAACAUGGCCGCCCGACUUCCGAUCGGUUUCGUGUCGGAGGGUCACACUGGAUUUUACAAUGUAUAAUUCAGGAUUUUAAUUGGAGCGACAAAAUGAAUGCGGACGUAUGAUGACAUUGUUGAUGAUAUUGUUUUAGGUUCCACCACGUUCGACAGAAAAAUUAUUGACUGUCUUUUUGCAUGCAUGGCACUUUUUUUCCCUCCAACCAUUAGUAACAAAAUAACUUAUUACUUACUGAAAUCAACAUUUAUAUUUUGGAGAAGACAUGUUACUUUCUUUUAUGUUCAAGUCUUAUGAGUUAUUUUGUGAAUAACUUAGAACACAUCGAUUUUGUUGAACACGUCAUUUUGUACAUUACACGUAUUGCACAAAAAUGUCCUAGAUGUCAGCGCGCUCCCGAUACCCGUCAUGCUCAUCGCACACGUACGCUAGCUGGCUGCCAUUUGCUUUGACAGUCUGGAGUAGGUAGCCCCCAUUCUCACCUUCCAUGAAGGCGUAACACAGACUACACAAUACUACCUAUGAAUGUUUCAUGUUGCUGACUGCUGUUGAUUUUGAUGUCGGUUUAUUGACUGGUUCCAACACCAGGCUGUACUUGAAGUGCCUGGUUUCUCUCAUUUCUGCACAUUUAGUGAAAGGUUGGUUAAAAUGGAGGAGUCCAACCUCCGAGUCGAGAUUGUGCGCUGGGUAGAUUUUGGGCAGGAUCGUCAACAGUCUUGACCGGAACGCAAUCAGUGGAAAGGCAGCGGCUGCCCUUCAUUCUUGUUAUUCGAUCUUUUGAUUCAUGCUUAGCACGUUUCUUAUUGGUGGGUGGACAUCCCCCAUCCUCGGUCAUGUCUCGUUCUGUUAUCAUGUUUUGCUUGGCUUGUGGAGAUUCUUGACCAUUGCAUCUUUAUGUGAGGGGACUGUAUGUCACAACUGUUUGCGGUUCCACUGUGAACUGAAAAGCUUCGUCAUUUGGAAUAGUAGUUGGUUGUUUCAUGUUACAACAAUUGUUUUGUGUAAUUAUAUGAAUGAAAAUAGAAUCUGUAUAAAUGAAAGCACAAAUAAAGUACACUGAUGUGUAGUG